AUGGCAAAUUGCAAGCCUUCAGCUACUCCUGUUGACACCAAAGGCAAAUUGAGUACUCAGGAGGGUGCUUUGUAUGACGAUCCUACUUCUUAUCGGCGCCUCUAUGGUGCUUUGCAGUACUUGACAUUCACCCGACCAGAUAUCUCUUAUGCAGUUCAACAAGUUUGCUUAUUUAUGCACUCGCCCCGUGUUGAGCACAUGAAUGCGUUGAAAUGCAUUCUACGAUACAUUAAGGGUACGACAGAUUUUGGUUUACAACUGCAUAAAUCUCCUAUUUCUACCCUUGUGUCAUACACGGAUGCAGAUUGGGGCGGGUGUCCGGAUACUCGUCGUUCCACAUCGGGAGGGGUUGCCAAUGUGGUCUCAGAAUCCUGCUGGAUUCGCAAUUUGUUGCUCGAGCUAUUUCUUCCUAUUUCGAAAGCAACAUUGGUUUAUUGUGACAAUGUUAGUGCGAUUUAUCUCUCUAGUAAUCCGGUUCAGCAUCAGCGCACUAAACACAUUGAGAUGGACAUUCACUUUGUUCGUGAGAAAGUUCAAAGGGGCGAAGUACGUGUCCUACAUGUGCCUUCCCGAUACCAGAUUGCAGAUAUCUUCACCAAAGGUCUGCCUAAGGUUUUAUUUGAUGAUUUUCGGGACAGUCUAAGCGUUCAUGGUCCUCCCGCUUUGGCUGCGGGGGAGUGUUAG
Molecule: messenger RNA, 684 nt
Organism: Chenopodium quinoa (quinoa)
Lineage: Eukaryota; Viridiplantae; Streptophyta; Magnoliopsida; Caryophyllales; Amaranthaceae
Exons: 2
Coding region: 1-684 (227 amino acids)
Source: RefSeq, a predicted model, not a curated record